CCUUUCUCGACGUUUGUCUCGUUCCGGACUACGACCAUGAUACGGAGACAACGGAGUGUUAGCAUGAAACUUAUUAUUACGGUAGCACAUUCGCUAAGUUUGGUGCUAGUAACUUGCUUGUUGGCAAGGUCCGUAGCGUUCACGGCUCCGAGUCGCCCCGUGAGCGUCCCCCGCACGGUGGAACAUGCUCGGUUCGGGGCUGUGCCGGUAUCAUCCGUGAUGGCUCGUCACCGAUCCGCACGACAUCCUAUGUUUAUGACGGAGGAUGCGCCAGAAGCGCAGCGGGAAGAAACGAUUCCCGCGACUUCUCCCCAAGCCGUCCGGCAAAAGGUCGCCGCCGAAAAGGAAAAGAGCGGUCUUGCCAAGGCCGUCCUCCUCGCGGUCCCGCUCUUUUGCAAGUUUGUCAUUGUGUUGUGUAUCAAAUUUUUAACCGAUCUCGUCGUCUUUCCUCUUUUGUGGACCUAUCGGUUGGCACGCCUGACAAAAAAGAAGAUUCUCGGACUCUUUGGGAAACGAUCCAGCCCCUUUGAUGGCGCCAACGGAGACGUACAGGGGAAUAAGGACGCUCCCAACCAAGCCCUGCCACCGAAAAUGUCGAAAGGGUUGUAGUAGACAUUUUUUGUGGAAAUGAGGACCAGGAUUGGGUGCCGAGCCGUGUUAUAUAUGGAAUACAAUCACUAUAAGUUUCAAUUUCCUUUCGCUCU
Phaeodactylum tricornutum CCAP 1055/1 is the source of this 704-nucleotide messenger RNA. RefSeq lists its product with no specific name. The transcript has a single exon. NCBI's taxonomy places the organism in Eukaryota, Bacillariophyta, Bacillariophyceae, Surirellales, Neidiaceae. The record is from RefSeq and is a predicted model, not a curated record. Bases 37 to 609 code for a protein of 190 amino acids.